Klebsormidium nitens is the source of this 3146-nucleotide messenger RNA. The record is from the annotation of a GenBank genome assembly. NCBI's taxonomy places the organism in Eukaryota, Viridiplantae, Streptophyta, Klebsormidiophyceae, Klebsormidiales, Klebsormidiaceae.
AUGGACCAACUAGAGCAGGGCGCCAAGGGCUCCGAGGGGAAGGAGCUGACGCUGGCUGACGUGGCAGUGUUCUGGCGGCUGAUCCCCGUGCUUGGUGGCGCUGACGCAAGGCCAUCCAAAGUCGCUGAGUGGUUUGGGACCCUGGUCGCCUCCAAACACGUCGCCUCCGCCAUUAAAAGCAUCCUUGGGGACCAAAACCCCCAAACCCUCGCCGACCAAUCCCGCAAGGCCAUCUCCGCUUCCGUUACCGCAGCAUCCGCCAAACCCAAACCCUCCAAGUCCCAAACCCCAGCCGAGAAGCCCGCCGCUUCAAAACCCUCGAAGCCCGCCCCUGCAAACGCGAGCGAUUCGAAAAUUGCUGCAAAGGCGGGAUCGAAGGGCCCUGUAAAAGCGGAGGCGGCGGUCAAGCCAGUGGUGAUCACGGACCCGGGGUCGCCGUACCUGGAGGUGACAGGGCCUCCAAGGGCACCGGUGAAGGGGAAGCGGAACGUUCUUGUGACGAGCGCGCUGCCGUACGUGAACAACGUACCACAUCUCGGGAACAUCAUUGGAUCCGUGUUGAGUGCUGACGUGUACGCCCGAUACUGCCGGCGGCGUGGGUACAACGUUAUUUACAUGUGCGGCACGGACGAGUACGGAACCGCUACCGAGAACAAGGCGCUCGAGGAGGGCCUGACGCCGCGCGAGAUCUGCGAUAAGUACCACGUGAUCCACCGGGACAUCUACAAGUGGUUCGACAUCAGCUUCGACCACUUCGGGCGCACCUCCACCCCCCAACAAACCGACAUUGCGCAGGCUAUCUUCCGGUCACUCCUCGACCAGAACCGACUGAUCGAAGACUCCAUGGAGCAGCUCUACUGUGACCUGGACCAGAAGUUUCUUGCGGACCGGUUCGUGGAGGGCACGUGUCCAAACUAUUAUAAGUAUAAAGAAGCACGGGACGCCGACAAGUGCCGGAAGCUACUGAACCCGACGGACCUGAUCAACCCACGGUGCAAGAUCUGCGGGACGACGCCUCGCAUCCGCUCCACCGAGCACCUUUUCCUGGACCUUCCAACCCUCAAGCCCCAGCUCGAAGAUUACAUCAACGCCACGUCGGGAGUCGGGGAAUGGAGCGCCAACAGCAUCGCAACCACGGGUUCGUGGAUCCGAGACGGGCUGAAACCGCGGUGCAUCACGCGGGACCUCAAGUGGGGGGUACCAGUCCCACUGGAAAAGUUCAAGGACAAGGUGUUCUACGUGUGGUUCGACGCCCCGAUUGGGUACAUUAGCAUCACGGCCAACUACACGGACUCCUGGAAGGAGUGGUGGCACAGCCCAAAAGAUGUGGAGCUGGUGCAGUUUAUGGGGAAAGACAACGUGCCAUUCCACACGGUGAUCUUCCCGUCCACUCUGCUUGGCACCGCCGAACCCUGGACCCUCAUGAAGACCAUCUCCGUGACCGAGUACCUGAACUACGAAGACGGCAAAUUCUCCAAAAGCCGAGGUGUCGGCGUGUUUGGAAACGACGCGCAGUCGACGGGGGUGCCAUCGGAAGUGUGGCGGUACUAUCUCCUGGUCAAUCGGCCGGAGGUUUCCGAUACCGUCUUCAUGUGGAGCGACUUGCAAGCCAAGACCAACGGCGAACUCCUCGCAAACCUCGGCAACUUCGUCAACCGGGCGCUCAAGUUCCUGGCUGACCGGCUGGACGCGACGAUCCCCGAGGCGAAGGCGGCAGCGUCGAACGCGGCGGUGGUCGCACUCGGGAAAGAGGUCCAGGACAACGUCAGGGAGUACGUCAGCAAGCUGGAGAAGGCGAAGCUGAAGGACGGACUCAAGAUUGCAAUGAAUAUCUCCGCACUGGGCAACAAGUUCUUCCAGGACAACAAGCCGUGGGUUCUGCUCAAAGAAGAUAAGCCCGCCUGCGAAGACAUCGUUGCGACGGCAGUGGGGCUCGUGCGGCUACUGGCCACGCUCCUGGAGCCAUACAUGCCCGCAUUCGCGCAUAAGGUCCUGAAGCAGCUGAACCUGCCGCCGAGCUCUUUGUCGCUGACGGACGCUGACGUGGAGCUAACGUCAGAGUUGUGGAAGCUGGUUCCCGCCGGGCACAAGAUCGGAGCGCCCGAGCCUCUCUUCCGCGAGAUGUCGAAUGAAGAAGUCGCAGCCAACAAGCUGAAAUUCGCGGGGAGCCAAGCGGACCGGAAAGCAGCCGAAAGCGCAGCCACAGCGUCGGCAGCAUCCGGAGCGUCGUCAGCCUCGACAUCGUCCUCCGGCCCAGCGACCCCGGCCGCCAACAACGGGAAGCCUAAAAAGGAGAAGGACAAGGGCGCCAAGGAGCCCAAGGGGGGAAGCUCUAGGGGUGCCAAGGAAGCGGAGAAGCCGGUGGACGUGUCGCGGCUAGACAUCAGGGUGGGCAAGAUCGUGAGUGUCAAGAAGCACCCAGACGCAGACAGCCUGUACGUGGAAGAGAUUGACGUUGGGGAGGCGGAGCCGAGGACCGUCGUCAGCGGACUGGUCAAGUACAUUCCGUUGGAAGGCAUGCAGAACCAAGUCAUCUUGACUGUAUGCAACCUGAAGCCGGUCGCGAUGCGGGGCGUCAAGUCCCACGCGAUGGUCCUGUGCGCUUCGGAUGCGGAGAAGACGAAGAUUGAGUUCGUCCGACCUCCGGAAGGUGCCAAGGUCGGGGAGCGGAUCACCUUCCCGGCAUACCCGGGAGAACCGGACGAACAGCUGAACCCGAAAAAGAAGGUUUGGGAAACGGUACAACCAGGGUUUGUCACGACGGAGUCGUUAGUGGCGACCUGGAAGGGGGAUCCCUUCACGACGUCGGCGGGCGUUUGCACUGUUGCGUCGAUACCGGGUGGCAGCAUCUCAUAGGUUGUUAUUGUCGGAGGCUGUAGACGUGUGGCAAUGCAGGUCUGUUAUGAAAGGAACUACGGCGCGGACUCAGCUAAGGGUCACGUUGUUAGCACGCUGCAAUAUAGUCCUACAGGGCCAAGGUGGUAAUCGUAUUCUGGCUCCCUUUGAGUUGAUCAACGGGACCGCUAUUUGAACCAAAGUUUCAGAUGUGUUUGACGUGGCGGCAAGCCCCACCCACCGGGUGUGCAAGCGCGAGAUGCAGUAUUUGUGCAGACCUACUGGUCACGGUGGCUAAUUAAAACAUCGAA